CACACACCCACGUGACGUCACAUUUCCUCCGAUGACGUCAGACACUUCGCCCCUCCCUCCGUGACGUCACCGCCACCACCCUCUCCUCUCCUCCAUUUGAGUGAGCACUUAGGAGCAGCAACGACCAUCACCACCACCAGCACCACCUCCAUCAUCGUCAUCAUGUCCAAGUACAACCGCCCCGCCAACUCCUCCGUCUACGUGAGGAACGUGGCCGACUCCACGCGGCCCGAGGACUUGCGGCGGGAGUUUGGUCGCUAUGGCCCCAUCGUAGAUGUGUACAUUCCACUUGACUACUACACGCGGCGACCUCGCGGAUUUGCUUACGUGCAAUAUCCUUUACCAGCAAGGCUUGCAAUCACCGCCAUCGCAGACCGGCAGCGCCAAUCACCGCCAUCAUCAUCAUCAUCAUCGAGGGACGCUAACGCGGCAAGGUCAAAGGCCAAGGUGCCCCAAGCAAGGUCAAAGGUCAAAGUGCCCAAGCAAGGUCAAAGGCCAAGGUGCCAAGCGAGGCCAAGGUGCCCCAAGCGAGGCCAAGGUGCCCCAAGCAAGGUGAAAGGUCAAAGUGCCCAAGCAAGGUCAAAGGCCAAGGUGCCAAGCGAGGCCAAGGUGCCCCAAGCAAGGUCAAAGGUCAAAGUGCCCCAAGCAAGGUCAAAGGCCAAGGUGCCAAGCGAGGCCAAGGUGCCCCAAGCAAGGUCAAAGGCAAAGAGCCCCAAGCAAGGUCAAAGGCCAAGGUGCCCCAAGCAAGGUCAAAGGCCAAGGUGCCCCAAGCAAGGUCAAAGUGCCAAGCAAGGUCAAAGUAAAGUCCCCCAAGCAAGGUCACAGCAAAGUCCCCCAAGCAAGGUCAAGGCAGAGGCCCCAAGCAAGGUCAAAGCAAGGUCAAAGCAAGGUCAAAGCAAGGUCAAAGCAAGGUCAAAGCAAGGUCAAAGCAAGGUCCCCCGCCUCCCCCGGCGUGUCUCAAGCAACGAGCAAAGCGCCAGGCAAGCGUCUUACAUUGGUUUAGUUGCCACAGCCACAGCCACAGCUGCUGCUACCGGUGGUGGUGGUGGUGAUGGUGGUGGUGGUGGUGAUGGUGGUGGUGGUGGUGAUGGUGCGAGGUGGAGGAGGUUUGGGGGCGUGGGGAGAGGCGCCGAGUAUCCUGCGGGGAAUGAGCGGCACGGCCAACGCACCUGGGUAGAGGAGGAGGAGGAGGAGGGCGUUGGCGUG
This is a messenger RNA of Petromyzon marinus (sea lamprey), 1206 nucleotides long. The record is from RefSeq and is a predicted model, not a curated record. Lineage: Eukaryota; Metazoa; Chordata; Hyperoartia; Petromyzontiformes; Petromyzontidae.